This is a messenger RNA of Saccostrea cuccullata (small rock oyster), 1811 nucleotides long. RefSeq lists its product as uncharacterized. Bases 130 to 1689 code for a protein of 519 amino acids. Lineage: Eukaryota; Metazoa; Mollusca; Bivalvia; Ostreida; Ostreidae. The transcript is spliced from 2 exons. The record is from RefSeq and is a predicted model, not a curated record.
CGAUCGAUAAAGAACGCUUUUGUGAACAAGAAAAGCUGGACGAUUGUGCUCUCGGCAUUUAGUUUUUCGUUGACUUAUAUACCCUUAUGGAUCAAACAAAUAAAUAAACUAAACAUACAUCAAAUUAAAAUGAGAUCAAGCCGAAUGUCGACGAGUCUCUACAACUAUCUUCUUGGGGGUGGAUCCAAAAGUUCUUUCAAAAAAGUCUUUCUUCUAUCUCUAUUGUUCGCCAUCACAGUCUGGAUUUACAGCUUCGUUAGGUUCAAUGCUGUUUACCAUGACCACUGUUUACACUGGUCAGAAACAUCCGACAUUAGUAUACCACAAGAUGAGCAGCUUCAUCAAAUGUCUCUAUAUAGGCUCUCAUGUUUAUAUCAGCGCUACGUCACUUCCCUUCAAAGUUUGUGUACAGAACCUAAGCGUUUUGGAAACGUAGAUUACGGUGGUGUUCGAAUUUGCGCGGAUGGCGGUGUUGCACCUAGUUUGAAUUGUGUUGUAUACAGCUAUAAUCAUGGUUUAAGUGAUAGGUUUGUUGAGCAGAUACAUGCCAAAUACAGGUGUAACGUUGUCUUCUAUGGAAAUGAAAUGGAACCGCGAAAAUAUACACACUUUUUAAGAUUUAAUAAAAUUUUAUACAACUACGAAAGAGAACUUAGCGUAGUAAUUCUUAAAAUCAAAUCUAGUGAUUUUCCGUUUCUAUUAGAUUUUAGCAAAAGUGUUAGAGUAGCCAGUAUAAAACAAAUUAUUUUAGAGAUUCACUAUGACACAAAAAAGGAAAAGCCAGAAGAUUAUAUUAUGUUGCUUACAGCACUACGUGAAUUACACUCUUCUAAUUACGUAAUAUAUUGGUACGACAGAAACUGGGAAUAUGUUGAAAACAGUAGGACAAAACAACGAAAAUCAAAAUGCUUUACGAUCAAUAUGUUUCUGAAAAAUCAAAAUAUUUCAUCCUCGUCUCAGCAUGAAUCAAAUAUGAUUUCACCGAAAAUAAAUUUACCAGAUAUAGCUCCACUGGGAAUACGUCCUCUAGGUCGAGAGGAAGGUUUAAAAUACGAAAAGAUGUUCAAUGAUUAUAUAACAAAACACCAAAUUCUCUGCAAACAGAUGAUCCGUUUGGGGAAUAUUGUGGACGGAGGAUGGGACGUAUGUCAUGAUUUCCGGUUCCGGCCGAAAACACCUUGCAUAGUGUAUUCCAUUGGAAUAAGUAACGACUUUUCAUUUGAUGAGGACAUGGAGAAAACUUACGGAUGUGACGUAUAUUCAUUUGAUCCGAGUAUGAAUGUCGGUAAUUAUAAACAUUCGGAACACAUCAUGUUUUAUCAAGUUGGACUCGGCGACAAAGUUAGUGAGAUCGAAGUGAAAGGGUUAAAAUGGAAAAUUAAAAACUUGAAGACAAUAAUGAAGGAGUUAGGUCAUACAGAGAAAAAGAUUGAUGUGCUUAAAAUAGAUAUAGAAGGGAGUGAAAGACAGAGUCUUCCGGAAAUAAUAGAAUCCGGUGCUCUAAAAAACGUAGUUCAACUUUGUCUGGAAUUUCAUAGCUAUAUUGACGUUGGUGCCAUGAGAAAACUUUAUGAGCUCGGGUUUAGAAUAUAUUGGGCCCACCAGAAUCCUACAGCGCCUAUGUACAAGAGCGAUGAGACUUUUUCUUAUGGAAUGGAAGUAUAUUUUGUAAAUAUUAACUUUAAAUAGAUUUAAUUAUUUAAAAUUUCAUAUUAAUUAUUUUAAAAAUUGUUACUUUUUAUUUGUUGGUUGUUAAAAGUUGAAUCGGAUUGUACAUGUAUAGCCUUAGUAUAAAAGGUUCAAUGCAUUCA